AUGAGGAACAAGGGUGGUGGGGCGUGGAAUCACCUUGACGUCAAUGCUGAUGGGGCGCAGAACUUCGCGAUUGAAAGUGCAGACAGUGAGGACACUGGCGAUAACUCCGCCAUGGUCAAUAUGGUCAGCAUGACCCGCCAACACGAGGUCGCCACAGAUACCCCUGACGGCGAACUGCACAGGACUCAGCAGGGUCAGGCGAUAUCAGCAAGAAAGGUGUACCAUCUCCCGGCGCAAGCCUUCCUCCUAACGGACCUUGGUGAAGUGAUCUGGGUCAGGCUCCAGUGCCAGAACAGCUUCUUGGAUCCUCCAAGUGUAGACUUCCAACUGCAACCUCCCUCUGAAGAACAGGCAGGGGCGCGCAUCUGA
This is a messenger RNA of Sparassis crispa, 369 nucleotides long. RefSeq lists its product as hypothetical. Bases 1 to 369 code for a protein of 122 amino acids. Lineage: Eukaryota; Fungi; Basidiomycota; Agaricomycetes; Polyporales; Sparassidaceae. The record is from RefSeq and is a predicted model, not a curated record. The transcript has a single exon.